AUGGUGAAUUGUGCUUUAAAUACUAUCGCCAAUUUUAUGCAUAACGCAGUUGAUGAUUCCCACCUUUUGUAUUUUCAAGUAAACGAAAAUAUUACCUCUGCGAUUUAUAAUUCUAUGUCGUUCCUAAUAUUGUUUGGACAAAUGUGGUUUCUCGGUUUAGUUCUGUAUGCUGUAACUGCUUCUUAUUUGCCAUAUGUAAAACCCUACGCUUACAUUAAAUAUUUCGUUAAAAGGUAAAG
Thelazia callipaeda (thelaziosis nematode) is the source of this 239-nucleotide messenger RNA. The record is from the annotation of a GenBank genome assembly. NCBI's taxonomy places the organism in Eukaryota, Metazoa, Nematoda, Chromadorea, Rhabditida, Thelaziidae.